AUGCCCUAUGGGGGCCCCUCCGGUGCUGCUGCAGGCGGGGGCCCCCCCACGGCUCCCCUUUCUCUGCAUACACUGGCUGCAAGCAUCUCAGCCUCUGAGUGUCCUGCGCAUGCAGCUGCGCCGCAGCAGCAGCUGCAGCAGCUGCAGCAGCUGCAGCAGCUGCGGCAGCAGCAAGUGUAUCAGCAGCAGCAAUGUUUCGACGUUUGUGCUGCUGGCGUCAGUUGCUCACUAAGAACCAUACAAACACCAGAAAGGCUCAGGGGCCCCCCUCUCCUCGCUGCAGCCCUCCAGCGCCGCUUCGCCUCUCUAUCCCGGGCCCCCAGGGCCCCCAGGGGCACUGGGGGCCCCAGGGGCUCUGGGGGGCCCUCGGCAUCGAGAAGCCCCUUUCGUGUUGGUGGGGGCCCUGGGCGCGAGGGCUUUGAUGCUGCAGCAGCCCGGCCGGAGGGGUACCAAGGGGUUGGCGCCCGCACUUCAGGGGGGCCCCCGUGGGUCUCGAGGGGGCCCCCCUCGGGCUCAAGGGGGCCCCUCUCUGGUUCAAGGGGCCCCCCGCCUGUUUCUGCUGGGGCCCUUCUAGCUACAACGGCUGCGGAGACUGCGCGGUUCAAUGCAGGAGACGCGGCGUUCUGGGGCCGAGUGGCUGCGCAGGCGGUAGAGCUGGGGCCCACGCUGUCUCCCGCAGAGCUGGCUGUGGUGCUGCAUGCGAUCCAUAAGACGGGGCGGUGCCCUGAGGAGAGCCUGAAGGCAGCAGCGGCGGCGCUGGCGCCCCGCGCGGAGACAUUUAUGUCUUCUUUCAGUACUCUACAGCUGGCCCAGGUUCUGUCUGCUCUCUCGCGGGCUUCUGUGCCUCUCAGUGCAACACUGCUGCGUGCUGCUCAUCGCCGCAUCCUUUUGCUGUUGGCUGCUGGGGGUUUUGAGUUUCUUUUUGAGGUCGCCAUGGUACUGAAUGCUGCAGUAAAAAUGCGCCUUGCGGACACGGCGCUGCUGGAGGAGCUUGCUGCCCACGUGCAGCGGCUGGUGCGGCGAUCCCGGCUCCCCGUGAGGGACCUGGCCGUGGUGGCUCAGGGCUUCGCAUGCGCCGCCUACACAGACUCAACGCUGUUUGCUACUUUAGCAGAAGAGGCGAUGAAUGGCCUGGCGGAAGCAACUAUCCUCGAUAUGGCCCGUUUGCUGCAGGCCUUCGCCUCUGCUGCUGCGCAGCGGUGCCCUCAUGAAAUGCUUGCAGCAGCUGCUGCAGCAGCAGGAGGCGUGACGACGAACAGCAGCAGCAGCAGCAGCAGCAUUAGCAGUAGCGACAGCAGCAGCAACAGCAGCAACAGCAGCGAGGAGGUUGCUUGUGCUGCUCCUCAUAGACGUCUGUUCAAUGCCUGUGUAGAGGCUGUCUCCGAGCGCAUUGCCUUUGCCUCUCCUGCGGAUCUGGCGGUUGCAGCACAGGCCUUUGGCUUGGCGCUGCUGCAGUCUCAAGGGACAGACGCAGAAGCUCUGCAGGCUGUCUUGCAGCAUAUCAGGAAAGCAACUGUAGCAGCGUUGCCUUUGUUUAUGCCGCACCAGCUAGGAGCGCUGCUGCACACGUUCGCGCGCUGGAGGCUCCCGUUCCCCCCCCAGGACCUUCUCAAGACAAUACAGCGGCUUGCACAGCUCUCAAGCGCAUCGACUGCGGGGGUCCCGAGCAGCAGUGGAGGCCCCCUGGCCCCUGCAGCAGGAGCAGCAGCAGCAGCUGCUGCUGUUUCUGACCCUGCUGGUGCGGAAACCCUGCCGUUGCACCCCGUUCUCGCCGCCGGUGUUGCUGCUUCGCCGCUCGACAGCAGCACGCGUCUCAGCUGCCUACAUUCCCUCGGUGUGCUGCUGCGGCCCUGCGCUGCUGCUGUGUCGGGGGAGCACUGGGCCUCCACCCAGCCGCAACUAGCACGGCUGCAGCCUUGGGGUGUACAGACAGCCCGCCGCAGGGGCCCGUGCAGCGGCGUGCCCACAGGGUACUUCGGAGAGCAGCACGCAAGCGACAAGCCUGGGGGGUCUCCUGAGGGGCCCCCUGAUGGGCCCCCUCCUCGGGGUGCCUACGGGGCAGCUGAGGCGCUGGCUGCAGGGGAGCGUUUGUUUGAAGAGUGGAUGGUUGCAGUAUUUUUGGAGUUUGUGCGGAUUCCGCAGCAGGGGAUAAACGCGAAAGGAGACAAAAUUGUAGAAGGAGGAAUCUCCUUACCGCCACAGCGCACACCCACAGCUCUGGGGGUCCAGCCCGUCCUGAGGAUCGCAGAGACUCUUGCAAACUGCACGGUGUUUCCCAGCGUGCGACGGUUCCUAGUCCCGCUGCAGCAGCUGCUGCUGCAACGGCGUGCAGCAUUGGACGCGAGCAGUGCUGCUAAGCUACAGCACCUGUUCAGGGCGCUGGGCUUUGAGGAGGAAGACGACAUCAUCUUGCUGCUGCAAGAGACAGCGUUGUCCGCAUCCCCUGCUGCACCCGCUGCUGCGUCCUCUGCAGCAGGAGACACCACAGCCCCAGCUAAGCUAACCGCCAACGGGCCCCCAGAUCAGUGCUCGGACGCACAGUGA
Messenger RNA from Eimeria mitis, 2544 nucleotides. RefSeq lists its product as uncharacterized. The record is from RefSeq and is a predicted model, not a curated record. Lineage: Eukaryota; Apicomplexa; Conoidasida; Eucoccidiorida; Eimeriidae. The coding region runs from base 1 to 2544 and encodes 847 amino acids. The transcript is spliced from 8 exons.